This is a messenger RNA of Penaeus vannamei (Pacific white shrimp), 1288 nucleotides long. Lineage: Eukaryota; Metazoa; Arthropoda; Malacostraca; Decapoda; Penaeidae. The record is from RefSeq and is a predicted model, not a curated record.
UCUGUAAAUUAAAAAGUGCGAGUGGAAACGUAUUAUAUAUAAUAUAUAAAUGCUUGGUACAUCUGGAUAAAUAAGGUAGGUAGAUGUUAGUUGGUAGUUGCCAGAUAUCGCCAGAUGAUGCGGCGUAAACUUCGAUACUUAGCGCUGAUGUUCACUUCCCCAUUUUCGAGAAUGUGAACAAGUCUUGCUUACUCCGUGUUAAUUUACGAUUGUCAUUGUGUUAUUUGGUGAACGAAAGUGAUUGCAAGAGUGCUAAUGCGUAGUUCAAUGAUUUUGAUAAUGCGAAGAUUGUUAUAUCAAGUGCUGUAAUUGACAGGACUCCCUCUACUGUGUGUUAUUUUGUUAAUGCAUUUGGCGCAAUGAUUACGAGAAAACAUUUAUUCGUCUUGUCUCUCUCUGUUGGGUUUAUCUAUGUUAUCAAGAAUAAUUUCGUGAAUAAAUCAAGACCGGAAGAUUUCUCAGCAAGAAUAAGACCAGUUACCCCGAUCACGUCAAAGAAAACGGGGAUAGAUUUUGAGAAAAUGGGAAAUCUCAAGGAAAACUUAACCAAAGAGGAGUCCGUUUCGGGAGGCUUGAGGAGUGCUCAUCCUUCCCAUUAUGAAGACACAGCCGAAGUGAAAUAUUACGAAGCAACGAAAAAAAUAAUGCAAGUGCUUCAAAACAAAGCAUUCGAAAGUUCGAAAAACUAUCUUAAUAAUAUGAUAAAGCUUGUGAAUGGACAGAAAAUGCCCCCGAAUAACACGAAACACAAAGAAGCUAGUGUUAAGAUCGUAAAUAAAAACCCAACUACUAAAGGCAGUUAUAAGAUUACGAAGAAUGUCCCAAGGAAAACACCAUCGCCGAGCGCAGCCUUCCAGAAUGUUCGAAGGAAUAACACGGCAGAAAUUGAAGAAUUGCUCAAGAGUAAGACCCUCCCGGCGCCACGCAGUCUGGAGCGGCCGCUGCUGGCGGUGGCGGAGGGCGCCCGGGUCCGCCACAACUCCACUUGGCACGGCUACACCAAGCCCAUUCUCGUGUUCAAGCCCCUGGGCAGGCUGGGCAAUGUCAUGGGCGUGUAUGCCUCGGUGUGGGCGGUGGGGAGGGCGUAUGACGUGAACGUGUUCAUGGAAGCGGAAGUUGAGGAGAUCCUGCGGCCGGUCUUCCCGAGGCUCUCCAUGUCCGCGCUGCCAGUGAGGUUCGUCGGGCGGUCGUGGGUGUACCUGACCCGAGGAGGACCCGACUGACGGACUACAGGCCCUGCAGGAGGCGGCGGCGGGCCUUCGGGGGGACAGGACCUUCAUGGUGGAUG